Molecule: messenger RNA, 1550 nt
Organism: Rubroshorea leprosula
Lineage: Eukaryota; Viridiplantae; Streptophyta; Magnoliopsida; Malvales; Dipterocarpaceae
Source: the annotation of a GenBank genome assembly
CUGAAUGUUGUUGCCUUUUGUCAUCUCCAAGGUGUUGUUCAUCGGGAUCUAAAGCCUGAGAACUUCUUGUUUACAUCAAAGGAUGAAAACUCAGAAUUGAAGGCCAUAGAUUUUGGUUUGUCAGAUUUUGUAAAACCAGAUGAAAGACUUAAUGACAUUGUUGGUAGUGCAUACUAUGUAGCACCAGAAGUUCUACAUAGAGCUUAUAGUACAGAAGCUGAUGUCUGGAGUAUAGGUGUGAUUGCAUAUAUUCUGCUUUGUGGAAGUCGUCCAUUUUGGGCUCGAACUGAGUCUGGGAUCUUUCGGGCUGUUUUAAAAGCUGGUCCAAGUUUUGAUGAAGUACCUUGGCCAUCUCUGACUCCCGAGGCAAGAGACUUUGUUAAGCGCUUGCUGAAUAAGGACCCUCGCAAAAGAUUGACUGCUGCCCAAGCCCUAUGUCAUCCAUGGAUUAAAGAUUAUGAGGAUGUAAAAGUGCCUUUGGAUAUACUAAUAUUCAAACUCAUGAAGGCUUAUAUGCGCUCAUCAUCUUUGAGGAAAGCAGCUUUAAGGGCUCUCUCUAAAACAUUGACUGUGGAUGAGCUAUUUUAUUUGAGGGAGCAAUAUGCAUUGCUGGAGCCAAACAAAAAUGGCACUAUAAGCUUAGAAAAUAUGAAAACGGCCUUGAUGAGAAAUACAACAGAUGCUAUGAAGGAGUCACGAAUCCCUGAUUUUAUAGCAUCACUUAAUGCACUUCAAUAUAGGCGGAUGGAUUUUGAGGAAUUCUGUGCAGCUGCCUUAAGUGUCCAUCAGCUGGAGGCUCUUGAUCGGUGGGAACAACAUGCUCGUUGUGCGUAUGAACUUUUUGAGAAAGAUGGAAACAGAGCUAUUAUCAUUGAAGAGCUAGCAUCGGAACUGGGGCUGGGCCCUUCUUUGCCUGUUCAUGCUGUUCUCCAUGACUGGAUUAGGCAUACAGAUGGAAAGCUAAGUUUUCUUGGGUUUGUCAAAUUGUUGCAUGGAGUGUCUAGCCGGACCUUCGCAAAACCUCAAUAGGUCUAAACCACUACAAGAACGAUAACAAGUACCUUUUUUUUCCCAUGCUGUUUUUGCCUAAUAAGUGAACAAGUAAAGAGAGUCCUCAGCAGGCAUUAUUAUAGAGGUAGUGGGAAUUUCGCCAUUGCAAUCAACACCUCAACCACAACUGCAACCACGUGAACUUGUGCAAACUUCACAGGAUGGAGCUUAGGUAUAUGUGUGUUCCACUGUAAAUCUGUAGUUAAAUGUGUUAAAAAUUGCAGGUGAGAUUAUUUCUCAACUGAUUACAAGAGACUUUGAUAUUCUGACAUACUUGGAAUAGCUCGACAUCACCUGAUUGCAUUUUAUCAUCUUUUCUAUAGUUUGUAACCAGAAAUACCCUGCCACGUCUAUUAAGUGUUUUUUCUUCUUUUUUUUUCUCCUUUUUUUUUGGGCAAUGUGGUCAGGUGAUAAUAUUAUAGGUAUUAGGUUUUCUUUUCAUGCGUGGAUUUUGGACAAUUAUUGGAUGCCUGAAAUUCAACUAAAUUAUUCACGAUUCU